CCGCCUCACAAGUCACACCUCGCCCCUCCCGCUCUCCACUCGCAAAAAAAGAGAGGAAUUCGCCACCUCAUCGAAGCUUCGCGAGCCCUGACCCUAGCCAUGGCGAAUGGGGCUUCCGCGCCGUCUGCGGCGGCCGGGUCCUCCUCGUCUUCGCAGGCCGGCGGCGGCGGGGACGCACCGCGGCAGCGCCGCCCGCGCUCCGACCCGCUCCUCAUCGUCUGCCGCUGCUUGGGCGUCGUCACGGCGGCCACCGCGCUGCUCUGCGUCGCCGUCAAUGUCCUCUCCGCUGUCCAGUCCUUCCGCUCCCGCUCCGAUAUAAUUGGGGGCAUAUUCCGGUGCUACGCGGUGGUGUUCUCGCUGUUCGUGGCCGUCCUCGAGACUGAGUGGGGAUUCAUCAUCAAGUUCUGGAAGAUAUUCGAAUACUGGCCUGCAAGGGGGAUGCUACAGAUCUUUGUUGCUGUCAUGACAAAGGCGUACCCAAAUGUUGAAAGGAAUGAUCUGAUUUUGCUUCAGGAGAUUGCCAGCUAUAUGCUUCUUGCAUGUGGAGCGGUCUACGUAAUCUCGGGGAUAUUGUGCAUUGGUGUGUUAAAACGCUCUAGGCAACAGAAAGCCACAUCAAGAGAGCAAGCAGCCAAGGAUCUGGCGGAGCUGGAGAAACGGAGAGAAGAACUUGAGGCACUGUUAAUUGCUGAGCGGUCUGAGACUGCCUGAAGUCUGACCACAAUGAUCUACCAUCUCUCUUGCAGUGUAGAUAUUGUUUUUUUUCCUGCUGAUAGCAUGAUGCUUGGUCGCGGCCAUCCAUCGUUUCAUACAAAAGCAACUUCUUGUUGAAGUGUAUCUUCUUCUUAAGUUACUCUCUGUAAGUUAACAUUGUAAACUUGAUAUCCUGAUGCUACAUAUGGCUUUGCAGUCGCAUGUGUUUCACAUUUGAAUUUUGUGUGAAAGUAGGGUCUUGUCCAUGAAUCGCGAAUUCAAAGCAAAUUCCAUUUGACA
Phragmites australis (common reed) is the source of this 993-nucleotide messenger RNA. RefSeq lists its product as uncharacterized. The record is from RefSeq and is a predicted model, not a curated record. Lineage: Eukaryota; Viridiplantae; Streptophyta; Magnoliopsida; Poales; Poaceae. The coding region runs from base 100 to 711 and encodes 203 amino acids. The transcript is spliced from 6 exons.